CCACGAAACUCUGCUCACUUCAACCUUCCAUUAGAUCGGUCUCUCUUCACCAGGCCAAGCGACCCGGUCCAGAUUUCGGUCAUUGAUCCGACGAAAACUUAAAUCUUUAAAUUUAAAUUGUAAUUCUCUACUAUCCAGUUUACUCUGUAUCAAUUCAUUGUCGAACACAAUUCGUCAGCGGAGAAAAGAAAGGGCACGGUGCAGAACUCGGACACGGAGCCGGGUUGGAUCUGGUGUAAGUGGAUUUGAGUUAAGUGGAGAGGGGGGAAAACCCAGCUAAAAAAAGAGCGUGUAGUGAACGCGCACCGCGACUCCAGGUUCCAUCUUAAAGACGCGCAGAGAACCCACAUCUUUUUGGCAGGGCGUACCCGUGAUACAGCACAGUCAAUUUUCUCCUCCCAAAUCUCUAAAUCUCAAAUCUCAAAUCUCUUAACCCCCUUCCUUAUCCGAUUCGACUUUUAUCUUUCACCACACAUUCAUUCCAUCAUCCAUCAUUACAGUCCCGCUAUCUCAUUUCUCUUGCCAUGCAUUCUUGACCUUUCAUCAUGACAUCCUCACCCGUCAAGAUUAUGGAUCGAGCGGAUAGAGCCACAGCAGAGGAGCCCACGCUCCCCCCUGCGUCUGCCUCUAUCUCGCCCAGCAAGAAACGUCCUGCACCUUCUUUGCUCCCCCCAUUCGAGCCCCUCUCGUCUUCGCCUGGCUUCCCAAGGCCUAUGAAGAGACUAGCUCGGGAUAAGCUCGUCGACUCGAACCCCUUCUUCAAAUAUCCCACGCCAAUUCCAACCUCCAGUACCGGCAUACUCUCAUCAUCUCCCCCACGCGUAUCAUCUUCCAGACCUGGACUUGAGCGUGCGGAAUCCGCAUCAGAACGAACACCACUGUCCGCUGUACGAUCUAUCGAACUUAACGAGAAUGGAGAUACGCUUCUGAUGGGCCGGUCGAGUAAUUCUUCCCACUACCAAUUGUCGGCCAAUCGUCUCAUAUCCCGUAUCCAUGUCAAGGCACGAUAUGUCCCGGCUGUAGACCCCUUAGAGCCAAAUAGGGUGGAGAUCAUUUGCAAUGGCUGGAAUGGAAUAAAACUUCAUUGUCAGGGGCGAACUUGGGAGUUGGGGAAAGGGGACACCUUUACCUCUGAAACUGAAAACGCUGAAAUUAUGUUGGAUGUACAGGACGCGAGGGUUAUGUUGCAUUGGCCUAAGAAGAAUCGGCAUGAACCCGUCGCAGCCUUAUCAGACUCAUCUUGGGAGGAGUCGCCAUGUUCUAGACAUCGUCGUAAUGACUCAAGUUCGGACUUCCUGCAGUCGAGUCCCCUUCGACGACAGACGCGUAUCAGAUCCCCUGAAUCGCCUUCUCCACAUAAUUCUUCUAGCAACUUAGACACGCUGCUCCUAGCUGAGGAUGCAAGCGAGCCUGUCCAGAUAUAUGAGGAUGCGAGUUCAGAUGAGCAAGAGCUCCCUAAGCAGGUAUCCGAUGUGGAUGCGUCGUUUGCCCAGACAGAAGUUACCAACAGUUUCUCUAGUGAUCUUAGUGAUCCUGAUGAUGAUGACCCUGAUGAGGAGAAUGAUCCUAUUGUGCACUCCUUUGGUCCGUUUGGAGCUAACCUCUCCAAUCGUCUGGCUGCCUUCACGGCAGAAUCGCCAAAACAGUCGUCCCAUGUUUUAUCAGGUGAUACAACAGCCAAGCCGUCAACGGAGCCGGAAGAGAAAGCAGUCGUUAGCAGUCGUGUUAACGUAGGAAUUGUCAAGAAUCACGUCGUCAACCAGUUGGCCUAUUCUCGACUGUCAUCCACUCCCUUGUCCACUAUACUAAGUCUCCUUCCCGCUGAAGAGAAAAGAGACCUGACCAAGGCUGCACUGCGUGAAAUCAUCGAGUCAACGCCUUGCAUUGGCGUUAUUCCCCGCCAUGGAAAGGACGCGGCCGGCCAGCCGCUCGAGAGCCAAUAUUACUAUGACCCCGACCAUGAUGAUGACGAUUCGCGACGGAUUGCCGUGACCCAAGGCUUGCGAAAGCCAGGUUUGAGAGGUUGCCGGAAGCAGCACAAGCAAUACUAUUGGAAGCCGCCCAAGGCUUCCUAGACGCCCGAGCAGCAGGCUAUCUCGAUCUGUGCUCGGUUUCCCUGGGUUUAUCCAAAGCUUCAUAUCACUGAAGUGGGUCAUUUUCGUGGAUAAUACGGAACUUCGUGUUCUUUUUUCACUGUCUGUUAUUGGCGUUGGCAAUUGAGUCAGCAUCGUUGCCAUCCCCCCGUGCAUAGCUGGAGGCGUUGGAUGGCUCAUUUAUUAUGAUUUUUUGAUUGGAGUUCAGGACGUUUCGAUGAUAUCCCGCUACACUGGUUCACAGUGGUAUAUGAGGAAGAUGCGAUUAGGAAGACGUGACGAGUCACCGACGGCACCUCGCUGGUUAAGAUAUACGGUUGGGGGGGGGAGGGGAAGAGGUUUGAGAUUGCACAAGCUGCGGACACUCAUCACCUGUGUACAUAAGGAGGCAAUGGAGAAACGGUAUUUUGAUUUCUUUUCGAUUAGAUCUUCCCUGCUUGUAAAUAUCUCAACUAUGUACGGUAGUUGAGUGAGUGGCGUUUGCAAUGUUGUAUUAAUAAGUGGAAGUUUAACUUGUCUGGGUGAUGUACCUAGGUAGUGUAAAGUUUAGGUAAGCACUGUUCGAAACUAUGACGAUAAAUUUAACGGGGCUGAAAGGAUUGAUGAGGUCGACUUUGCACA
Daldinia vernicosa is the source of this 2714-nucleotide messenger RNA. RefSeq lists its product as uncharacterized. The record is from RefSeq and is a predicted model, not a curated record. Lineage: Eukaryota; Fungi; Ascomycota; Sordariomycetes; Xylariales; Hypoxylaceae. The transcript is spliced from 2 exons. The coding region runs from base 546 to 2075 and encodes 509 amino acids. Gene Ontology annotation, molecular function: protein binding.